AUGGACAAAACGAUCCUCCUCAUCCUGGAUGUCCAGCGCGGCGUGAUCGACCGUCUGGAAAACACCGAGAGCUACCUAGCCCGUCUUUCUAGAACCCUUGAAGCAGCCCGCAAAGCCAACAUCAAAGUGAUCCACGUGGUGACCGGCUUCCGCCCGGGCUAUCCAGAGAACAACGCCAAUAACACCUCCGUACCAGCCGUCGCUGCCCGAGGCGAAUACCAACAAGGGAUGGAGUCUGUGGAAGUGCACCCAGCUGUGGCACCUACCGUCAGCGAAGUGGUCAUCAUGAAGCGCCGCAUCUCUGCCUUCUUCGCGACUGAACUCGAUAUGAUCCUGCGCUGUUUCCAGGCUGAGGCAAUUGCUGUUGCUGGCUUGAUAACUAGUGGCGCUGUGCUCUCGACCGUACGUCAGGCUAUGGAUCUGGAUUAUCGCGUUACUGUCCUUGAGGAUUUGUGCAUGGAUCGUGAUGAAGAGGUUCACCGCGUUCUUAUGGACAAGGUCUUUGCGCGCAAGACCGACAUUGUUUCUGCCAAGGAGUGGGUUUCAAAGAUCGAACACUAG
Messenger RNA from Penicillium antarcticum, 561 nucleotides. Its product is annotated as cysteine hydrolase family protein. The record is from RefSeq and is a predicted model, not a curated record. NCBI's taxonomy places the organism in Eukaryota, Fungi, Ascomycota, Eurotiomycetes, Eurotiales, Aspergillaceae. Bases 1 to 561 code for a protein of 186 amino acids. The transcript has a single exon.